AAACGAUUUCAGUUUCUGAACAAUGAAGUAAAUUUAAGGAAAAUUUCAUUCCCUAAAAUUAUCAGGUUUUGGGAUUACAUGCCGACAGACACAGAAUCUAGAUAUUGCCCUGAGAACAAGCCGAUUGAAGUAAAAGCAACAAUUUGUAAACAAACUGACAACAACGUAAAUAAAAAGGAAUAUUACAAGAAAAAAUUAACAGAAAUGGUUGUUCCCAACACAAAUCCUUUGGAAACUAAAUUAUUUAAGCUUAUGUCCGAUAAAGACAAAUUAGAAGCACAAAUAAAUACUUAUGGUGUAAUAUUGGCCCAAAAUGAUAAUGUUGGCAUGACGGGACCAUUAGUAGAUGCCGAAGGAUUUCCUCGCAAUGAUAUUGAUGUCUAUCAAGUGCGACAGGCUAGACAACAAAUCAUUUGUCUUCAAAACGAUCAUAAAGCUUUGAUGAAAGAAAUCGAACAAUUAAUGCAUGAAUUACAUGCUGAAGCCAAACAAGCCCAGACUUCACAGCAAUUGUCUCAUAAGGCUGCUGGCAUGAAUUUAAAUGACAGCUCUCCAGAUGAUAGUGAAAUGACAGAGGCAUUGCCUCUAAAGCCGAUUUUAAAAGUAAAAAAUGUUGCGCCAGGUUCUCCGGCCGAAGAAGCUGGAUUACGCAUUAAUGAUGAAAUCUGUGAAUUUGGUUCAGCAAAUGCUAAUAAUUUCAACAAGAAGCUGGAAACUAUUGCCAAUAUUGUAAAACAUAUGAGUGAUCGUCGUGUUCCCUUAAAGGUACUGCGUAAUAAUGAACUGUUAGAUUUAAUAUUAAUACCACAUACUUGGUCUGGUCCUGGUUUGUUGGGUUGUAAUAUUGUUCUUGCCGAAAAUUAAAAUACAUACAGAAAUAUUUAU
Lucilia cuprina (Australian sheep blowfly) is the source of this 885-nucleotide messenger RNA. Its product is annotated as 26S proteasome non-ATPase regulatory subunit 9. The coding region runs from base 79 to 864 and encodes 261 amino acids. Gene Ontology annotation, molecular function: protein binding. The transcript is spliced from 4 exons. The record is from RefSeq and is a predicted model, not a curated record. Lineage: Eukaryota; Metazoa; Arthropoda; Insecta; Diptera; Calliphoridae. Gene Ontology annotation, cellular component: nucleus; cytoplasm. Gene Ontology annotation, biological process: proteasome regulatory particle assembly.